Messenger RNA from Alternaria arbusti, 960 nucleotides. RefSeq lists its product as uncharacterized. The transcript has a single exon. Gene Ontology annotation, cellular component: fungal-type vacuole membrane. The coding region runs from base 1 to 960 and encodes 319 amino acids. Gene Ontology annotation, molecular function: basic amino acid transmembrane transporter activity. The record is from RefSeq and is a predicted model, not a curated record. Lineage: Eukaryota; Fungi; Ascomycota; Dothideomycetes; Pleosporales; Pleosporaceae. Gene Ontology annotation, biological process: basic amino acid transport; transmembrane transport.
AUGCCCGUGGUGCCAUACCAACUCUUUCACGAGAAGGAUGUGACCCUAGUCUGUAUCAUCUCCGCAGCAACAGGUGCAGCGCUCUACGCCUGCUUCUACUUCGCCGGCAUCUACUUCACGCUCGUUGAAGGUUUCGACGCUGGAAAAGCUGGGCUUCAGCUCCUGUUCUACGUUCCCGGGAUCGGUAUCGGCGUAUACACUGCCAUCAUCAUGUGCAACGUAUAUCCUAGGCAGACCCUCUGGCCCCUACUGAUCGGCACAAUCGUAGAAACAGGUAGCAUUGGAGCACUCUCUUGGGCUAUACGCGCUCGCCAGAGGACCGCUGUCAACGUGCUCAUGGGUGUCGCCGGGUUCGGUACUGGGAUCCGCUUUAUGCCAGAGAACCUGCACCUGACAGGAAUGUACCGAGACAAGAUCGCCGUCAUUCUUGGCCUUUUGAGCUUCGCUGGUCCUUUCGGUGGAACCAUAACUUUGACGGUGAUGGGCUCGGUCUUCCAGAACAAGAUGUCGGCCUACUUCAUCGGUAGCGAAGAAGGAUCAUCUAGAUUCGACGUCAACUCGCCUACCGCAUUGAAUGCUAUUAGCGACGUUUCGUUGGAAGAUCUGGAGCGCUUCCGAUCUGCUGCUGCCAAUGCUAUCAGCUGGUCGUUCAUCUCCAUUUUACCAUUUUUAGCCCUCAGCAUCCUCGCUGCGUCAAUGCUCGGCAACGUCUGGAUAUGCAAGGACAAGAAAGCGAUGAAGGCGACAUCUCCCAGCGACCCGACAGUGAAUACGGACGUAGCGCUGCAAGAUCAGACGCAGAGUGUGCAGCGGGAUGGAAGGCCGGAGGUGCUGACCGGAAUCUACCUUUACGCUGUAUUGAGAGGAACAGUAGCUUCAGAGCGGCACUUGGGCCCGCUGGAGGUGCGGUUAGAUCGUCACAAGGAGAAGAAAGACAGCAGGGAGAGUGCUUCGCUAUGA